Molecule: messenger RNA, 3723 nt
Organism: Merops nubicus (carmine bee-eater)
Lineage: Eukaryota; Metazoa; Chordata; Aves; Coraciiformes; Meropidae
Gene: IFT122
Product: intraflagellar transport 122
Exons: 28
Coding region: 568-3672 (1034 amino acids)
Biological process (GO): non-motile cilium assembly; protein localization to cilium; intraciliary retrograde transport
Cellular component (GO): intraciliary transport particle A; non-motile cilium
Molecular function (GO): protein binding
Source: RefSeq, a predicted model, not a curated record
GCCUUCAAACCGGACGGGACUCAGCUGAUAAUCGCUGCUGGAAAUAGGCUGCUGGUGUAUGAUACUUCAGAUGGAACCUUAAUUCAGCCCUUGAAGGGACAUAAGGACACCGUGUACUGCGUGGCCUAUGCCAGAGAUGGCAAACGUUUUGCGUCUGGCUCAGCUGAUAAAAGUGUGAUAAUUUGGACUUCAAAGUUAGAAGGAAUUCUGAAGUACACGUGAGUGAUGCCUUUCGGUUCCACCCCUCUCGAAAGCAGCUUUGAUUGUGCACUUCUGCUGCUAAAGAGCCUGUGACAUUCGAUUUGGAAGGCUGAGGUUAGAGAAAAUGCCAGGGGAAGAGGGGGCGUGUGAGAGUGGCUCACUGACGUGUGGCUGUGACUUGGUUCUAGGCACAAUGAUGCCAUCCAGUGUGUGUCCUACAACCCCCUCACCCACCAGCUGGCCUCCUGCUCCUCCAGUGAUUUCGGCUUGUGGUCUCCUGAACAGAAGUCAGUCUCUAAAAAUAAAACUAGCAGUAAGAUUACGUGCUGCAGCUGGACAAACGACGGCCAGUACCUCGCUCUGGGGAUGUUCAAUGGCAUUGUCAGCAUAAGGAAUAAAAAUGGUGAUGAGAAGGUUAAAAUCGAGCGUCCAGGGGGUGCUUCAUCUCCAAUAUGGUCAAUUUGUUGGAAUCCAUCCAGAGAUGAGCGCAAUGAUAUUUUAGCUGUGGCAGACUGGGGUCAGAAACUUUCCUUUUACCAGCUUAGUGGCAAACAGGUUGGGAAGGACAGAACACUCAAUUUUGAUCCUUGCUGUGUUAGUUAUUUCACCAAAGGAGAGUAUAUUUUACUGGGAGGUUCAGACAAACAAGUUUCCCUCUUCACGAAGGAUGGCGUGCGCCUUGGCACCAUAGGAGAGCAGAGCAGCUGGGUGUGGGCAUGCAGAGUUAAACCAGACUCCAACUACGUGGUGAUAGGAUGCCAGGAUGGAACAAUAUCCUUUUACCAGCUGAUUUUCAGCACUGUUCAUGGCCUUUAUAAAGAUCGCUACGCUUACAGAGACAGCAUGACUGAUGUUAUUGUCCAGCACCUCAUCACGGAGCAGAAAGUUAGAAUAAAAGGCAGAGAGCUUGUAAAGAAAAUUGCAAUCUACAAAAACAGAUUAGCAAUCCAGAUGCCAGAGAAAAUCUUGAUCUACGAGUUGUACUCGGAUGAUUCUUCAGAUAUGUAUUACCGGGUGAAGGAGAAGAUAGUGAAAAAAUUCGAGUGCAACUUGCUGGUUGUCUGCUCCAAUCACAUUAUUUUAUGCCAGGAGAAAAGAUUGCAGUGCCUCUCAUUUAGUGGCAUUAAAGAACGAGAAUGGCUGAUGGAAUCUCUUAUUCGUUACAUUAAAGUAAUUGGAGGACCUCCGGGAAGAGAAGGCCUCUUAGUUGGUCUAAAGAAUGGUCAGAUCCUGAAGAUCUUUGUGGACAACGCCUUGGCCAUGGUGCUGCUGCAGCAGCCCACGGCCGUGCGCUGCCUGGACAUGAGCGCCUCGCGCGCCAAGCUGGCCGUGGUGGACGAGAACGACACCUGCCUGGUGUACGACCUGCAGACCAGAGAGCUGCUCUUCACGGAACCCAAUGCUAAUAGCGUGGCUUGGAAUACACAGUGUGAGGAUAUGCUCUGCUUUUCUGGAGGAGGUUACCUCAAUAUCAAAGCUAGUGACUUCCCUGUCCAUCAGCAAAAACUUCAAGGCUUUGUUGUGGGUUACAACGGCUCCAAGAUCUUCUGUCUUCAUGUUUUUUCUAUGUCAGCUGUUGAAGUUCCACAGUCUGCACCCAUGUAUCAAUAUCUGGAACGAAAAAUGUUUAAAGAAGCCUAUCAAAUUGCAUGUUUAGGAGUGACUGAUACUGACUGGAAAGAACUGGCCAUGGAAGCCUUAGAAGGGCUGGAGUUUGAAACUGCUAAAAAGGCAUUUACCAGGGUACGAGACCUUCGAUAUUUAGAAUUGAUCAGCAGCAUAGAGGAGCGGAAGAAGCGUGGGGAGAACAACAACGACCUGUUCCUAGCAGAUGUUUAUGCCUACCAGGGAAAAUUCCACGAGGCAGCAAAGUUGUACAAAAGGAGUGGCCAUGAGAACCUGGCUGUUGAGAUGUACUCCGACUUACGGAUGUUCGACCACGCGAAGGAUUUUCUGGGAUCUGGAGACCCCAAAGACACAAAGAUGCUAAUAAAAAAACAAGCAGAUUGGGCCAAGAAUACCAAUGAACCCAAAGCAGCAGUGGAGAUGUACCUGUCUGCAGGCGAGCACAUGAAGGCCAUAGACAUCAGUGGGGACCAUGGCUGGGUGGAUGUGUUAAUUGAGAUUGCUCGAAAACUGGAUAAAGCUGAGCGUGAGCCUCUGUCAAGAUGUGCCUUCUAUUUUAAGAAGCUGGAUAACCCUGGCUAUGCAGCAGAGACCUACAUGAAGGUCGGUGACCUGAAGGCGUUGGUCCAGCUCCACGUGGAGACUCAUCACUGGGAGGAAGCGUUUGCUUUGAGUGAAAAGCAUCCUGAAUUCAAAGAUGAUGUCUACGUCCCUUAUGCUCAGUGGCUAGCAGAGAAUGAUAGGUUUGAAGAAGCCCAGAAAGCAUUUCUCAAGGCUGGCAGGCAGAGAGAAGCUGUGAGAGUGCUGGAGCAGCUAACACACAAUGCUGUGGUUGAAAGCCGCUUUAAUGACGCAGCCUAUUAUUACUGGAUGCUUUCCAUGCAGUGUUUAGACAUAGCCCAAGAGAAUGAACAACAGAAGACUGAAAUGUUACAGAAGUUCCAUCACUUCCAGCAUUUGGCAGAAGUUUACCAUGUCUAUCACUCUAUUCAAAGAUACACUGAGGAGCCUUUCAGUUUCCACUUGCCUGAAACCCUCUUCAAUAUUUCCAGGUUUCUGCUUCACAGCUUAACAAAGGAGACUCCUUUGGGGAUCUCUAAAGUCAAUACUUUAUUUGCCCUGGCCAAGCAGAGCAAAGCUCUGGGUGCGUACAAGCUGGCUCGUCACGCCUACGCCAGGCUGCAGGGCCUGCGGGUCCCCGCCAGGUUCCAGCAGUCAGUGCAGCUGGGCAGCCUGACGGUGCGCUCCAAGCCCUUCCACGACAGCGAGGAGCUCGUGCCCUUGUGUUACAGGUGCUCAACCAACAACCCUCUGCUAAAUAACUUGGGGAACGUCUGCAUUAACUGCAGACAACCUUUCGUCUUCUCCGCUUCCUCCUACGAAGUGCUGCAUCUGGUGGAGUUCUAUUUGGAAGAUGGCAUCACAGAUGAGGAGGCUGUUGCUCUCAUUGAUCUUGAAGCUCCAAGGUUGAAUAAAAGAGAGAAGAAAUGGCAGGAGACAAUGAGCGACCAUGCACAGAGUUUGAGGCUUGAUGACAAUAUGGAUAUUACUGAAGAUGAUGAUCCCUUUACAGCAAAACUGAGCUUUGAGCAAGGAGGCUCAGAAUUUGUUCCAGUGGUUGUGAAUCGUGCUGUUCUCCAGUCCAUGAGCCGGAGGGACGUCCUGAUCAAGCGCUGGCCGAAGCCCCUGCGGUGGCAGUACUACCGUUCCCUGCUGCCAGACGCCUCCAUCACCAUGUGUCCAUCGUGUUUUCAGAUGUUUCAUACAGAAGAUUAUGAACUUCUUGUACUCCAGCAUAAUUGUUGUCCAUUCUGUCGACGGAGAAUAGAUGAGUCCAACCAAUGAAGAAAAACAGCCUUAUACCUCAACUGACAGACUUCCCUCUUGGCUUGGCAG